AUGUUUGCAAGAAGAUUUGGUGUUUCCAAGCUACUACAUCACGGUUUAAGAAACGGAUAUAAAUCAUCCUUCAAUCAAGCACGUCUAGCUCAUAAUGUUAUUGGAAUCGAUCUCGGAACAACCAAUUCUGCGGUAGCACUAGUUGAAGGUAAAGAAGCACGGAUUCUUGAAAAUGAAGAAGGAGGGAGAACAACACCUUCAAUUGUGGCAUUUAAUGACAAGGAAACCUUGGUUGGUCUUCCUGCCAAAAGACAAGCUUUGGUGAACCCUCGAAACACAUUUUUCGCAACCAAAAGACUCAUUGGCCGCAAGUUUGAAGACGAAGAAGUACAGAAGGAUAUCAAGAAUACGCUGUUUAAGAUUUCAAAGCAUGAAAACGGCGAUGCUUGGUUAGAGACUAGCGAUGGUCGCCAAUUCUCCCCAUCACAGAUUGGUUCUGUUGUGCUCCAGAAAAUGAAACAUAUUGCCGAGUCGCAUCUUCCAGAUGAAGUGAAACAUGCCGUGGUGACUGUUCCUGCCUACUUUAAUGACUCACAGAGACAAGCUACCAAAAGUGCUGGUCAAUUGGCUGGUCUUGAAGUUUUGAGAGUUAUUAAUGAACCCACUGCCGCAGCCUUAGCAUACGGUAUUGAUCAAAAGAAGCCGGAUGGCGUUGUUGCUGUGUUUGAUUUUGGUGGCGGAACAUUCGAUGUGUCUAUUUUAGACAUUGAGGACAAGGUUUUCGAGGUAAGGGCCACUAAUGGUAACACGCAUUUAGGAGGAGAAGACGUCGAUCUUAUGCUUCUUAACUAUAUCAUGGACGAGUUCAAGAAGGAGCACGGAAUUGAUCUUCUGAGUGAUCGAAUGGCAGUCCAGAGAAUCAGGGAGGCGGCAGAGAAGUGCAAGAUUGAAUUAUCCCACGUAAAGGAGACCGAAAUCAACAUACCUUUCAUCACAAAAGACAAACACAUCAAUUUCAAGUUGACUGAAGAUGAGCUUGAUGAAAUGAGUAUGCCAUUUAUUAAUAAAACCAUUGAUCCUGUCAAAAGGUGCCUCCGUGAUGCCGAGUUGACGGCAAAGGACAUUGACGAAGUUAUCUUGGUUGGCGGAAUGACAAGAAUGCCUAAGAUUCGAAAAGUAGUGGAGGAUUUGUUUAAGAAGGCCCCUAACACAGCAGUUAAUCCAGAUGAGGCUGUUGCUCUUGGCGCUGCCAUUCAGGGUGCUGUUCUUUCUGGUCAGAUAAAGAAUGUUGUAUUAUUGGAUGUGACGCCUUUGACGUUAGGUAUUGAAACAUAUGGAGGAAUUUUCAGUCCACUCAUUCCAAGAAAUUCCGCUGUGCCAUUAAAGAAGGAGCAAGCCUUCUCCACUGCAGUUGACGGUCAGACAGGAGUGGAAGUCAGAGUCUUCCAAGGUGAGAGACCCUUGGUGAAAGACAACAAAUUAAUUGGUAAUUUCAAACUUGCCAACAUUCCUUCAGGUCCGAAGGGUACUCCACAGAUUGUCGUCUCGUUCGAGAUUGAUGCUGAUGGUAUUAUUAAUGUCUCUGCUGCAGAUAAGACACCAUACCCAGAAGACUCGCCCCACUAUGGCAAGCCUAACAAGGUAAGUAUCCAGGUGACCGGACAAACUAGCAUGUCAGAAGAAGAGAUCAAGGAAGUAUUGAAGCAAAGUGCGGAUAACGCCAAAAAGGAUGCUGAAUACAAGCAACAUGUUGAAAAUGCUACUCGUGUUGAUAUCCUCUGCACUGACGCUGAGAAUGCCGUAACUCAGUUCGGUAAGUUGAUGGACGAAGAGGAUACAAAGGCCAUCAACGAGAUUUUAACUUCAUUGAAAGAUAAGGUUAACGAUGUCAGAGAAAAGGGCAUCUUGCAUGAUGUUGCAAAGAUGACUGAAGAGGUCAAUACAAUGCAACAAGUGACUAUGGCAGCUGUACAGAAAGUUGCAGUCAGGCAACAGCAGCUUCAGAAGGAAAAGUCAAAGUCAGAAGACAAUUGA
Messenger RNA from Candidozyma haemuli, 1974 nucleotides. RefSeq names its product Hsp70 family ATPase. Gene Ontology annotation, cellular component: cytoplasm; mitochondrion. Gene Ontology annotation, molecular function: heat shock protein binding; misfolded protein binding; ATP binding. Lineage: Eukaryota; Fungi; Ascomycota; Pichiomycetes; Serinales; Metschnikowiaceae. The coding region runs from base 1 to 1974 and encodes 657 amino acids. The transcript has a single exon. The record is from RefSeq and is a predicted model, not a curated record. Gene Ontology annotation, biological process: protein refolding; cellular response to unfolded protein.